CCAAAUAAAAUUAUAUAAAAUACGCUGAAAAGCUAUUUGUAUGACCUUUUUUCUUAUCAUAAUUUUGAUUCCAAUGCAUGGAGAUCAGGUAGAUAUCAAGAACACAAACACUGUUGCUUUAUCUGCUGCUUUACUUAACAAUGGGCUGACUUGCAAAGUAACUUCAAGAUCUAACAACUUGAUGAAAAAUGGUGGUGUUCACAAAUCCGUCAUAGUUGCUCGCUUGCAGCUAUAGUCUUCUACCCUCCAAAGAAACACCUCUUUGGUAAGGCAAGGUUCACUUUCUCAUCCCUCAGUCGUUCAGAGUGAUUCUUUAUCAUGUCAUCAAGAUAAUGCUAAGUUUAACUCAUUUUUUCAGGACAUGGAUUUUCUUUGAGUUUCUCUAGUAACUUCCCUUGAUCAAUUCCCUAAAUCAAGGACAAUUCGAGGAUAUAUAUAAAGGUGGAUGGAGUAAAGCUUUGAGGCAGCAUUAUGCACAAAUCAUUUCAAGGAUUCUUGUGUUGUAUGUAUCCAUCCAUCUGGUGUUAAGAAAGCUCUUCAUGAACGCAUACAUGAAUUGCAUGGAGCUUGGACUUUGAAUGUAAUAAGUCAGUGGAGCUUUGAGUAACAGCUGGUGGCUAGUUUUGAUCAACAUUGCAAAAACAAUGUAGAGACUGUGCAAGUGAGUUGCAACAGCAACAGGAAGGUUAGUAGAGGAGUUAUGGUUUUGCUCGAUGAUCAACAGUGAUUUGAUCUCCAAUUCCUCUUGGUACACACUCAGCACACUUAAUGAGAUUCCCAGUUUGAUUGGAUAUUUUAAUUUCUAGCUUUAUUUUGGUGAUGAUUAAUACAUUAGUGAUCCAACA
This is a messenger RNA of Rubroshorea leprosula, 845 nucleotides long. Lineage: Eukaryota; Viridiplantae; Streptophyta; Magnoliopsida; Malvales; Dipterocarpaceae. The record is from the annotation of a GenBank genome assembly.